Messenger RNA from Guyanagaster necrorhizus, 1380 nucleotides. RefSeq lists its product as uncharacterized. The transcript has 3 exons. Lineage: Eukaryota; Fungi; Basidiomycota; Agaricomycetes; Agaricales; Physalacriaceae. The coding region runs from base 44 to 1333 and encodes 429 amino acids. The record is from RefSeq and is a predicted model, not a curated record.
GACGUAAAAAAAUGGCAACUCCAAGUUCCCACGGUAUGGUCCUAUGCUCCGUUCACGUCUCGUUGACCGUGUUGUCUGUCCAUCGCGCAGGUACAGUGCGAUCGCCAACAACAGUAGAGAACCUAGCGUGAAGCUACAGCUCAGCAGACAAGCCUGGUCGUUGCUACGUACCCCAGACGGGCGGGGCGCCGUCGUAAAAUCAUGGAGGAUUUUCGAUUCAAUGGCAGAGGCCUAUGCUCUCCUUCGUGCUGUAGAGGAGAAAUAUGGCCCUAUUCACGAGUAUUGGUUCCAAAAGGACCAAGAGGACCCUUCAAAAUACACUUCUGUCAUUCGUGUGCAGUUUAAAAAUGCGGAAUCUUUACAGGAUAUCACGUUCUCUCCCCAGCCGUUGCACACCGUCGCUCCAAUAGUCCCGGUACGCCCUGGAGGAAUUGGGCUGGAUGAUUUGAAAGGACUCCUCGCACCUCGUGCACUAAUGCAGAAAUCAACGGAUGGGACGGAGCCAAUGCCUGAUAUUGGGGAAGGCGAAAGAGUCAUGGAUGCUAGCAUCUCCAAGGCCGCUCAGCCAUUGUAUACGCCUGGAAUUUCGAUAAACCGAAAAAUUGUUCCACGGAAUAUCAAGGCCAUCUAUGACUGGGGAGGCUUUUUCCCUCUGGAGCCACUACCUGAAGGCGCUCCGCUAACGACCGACCACCCACACAUGCGGAUGGCUCUGCAGCGGUGGACGUAUGACUUGAAUUUCCGACCACCACCUAAUUCUGACAAAUCCGACGCGCAGAAAAGGGUGACACCUCAUAGUGGCUACACCCGGACGACGCGUCGAGAGGCUCCACCAGUUCCUCAGGCGCCAAUUUUUCAUGCGCCAGUGGAGUCUCCUUCUUCCCCUCCUCCCUCUUCCUACCGGCCAGUACCUGCUCCUGUAGUCAAGAAAUCUCGUGAACCAUGGGAUCCUCUUCCUAAGCCUGUACCACAACAAGCUACAGCGACGGCGGACGCAGCACCGGUAGAAGUAGCAACGCAACGCACCCAGCCGUCACCACCACCUAGUCCAGUCCGGAAGGCGGCUCCCUCUCCAGUCAGCCUACCUGAAGCUGCAGAUAUUCCGUAUAUCGAUCUUCCACCCGUAGUAACGAGGAGGGAUAGAAAGGCUCGGUUGAUGGCCGCCCAACAGGCUAUAAAUCCGACCCCAAAGACCACAAAGGCCUCUACACAACCAGUGAAGAGGCCUAAACAGAAAAAGAAGAAGGAGAAACCUGUUGAGGAGCCCCCGCCUCCCAAGGAAAGCGUUAUUGAAAAGCUGAAAAAGACGUUCUUUGGUUCAUGGUUCAGUUAACGUAGACGCCUUAAUUCAUUAUUUAAAUUAUACACAUUCUACCCAUC